AUGACAAAAGAGGAAGCAGUGUUACUGAUGGGAGAUGUGUCUCGACACGCUUGGCCGGAAGUAUUACUUCGAGGCUGCAGAGAUUGCCUGUUUGCAAACAGGUCGAAGCCAAGUUUGAGCGAGCCGAAGCUGCGGGGACACACCACAGAUAACGAGAGCUUUGCGUUGCAAUUGGAGCGUUGUGCCCCCUCUCCUGCUACAGGGCCCCUAAGGAGCCCCCUUAUUGGAGGGCUCCCUGGGAGCUUGCUCCUGAUUGGCCAGCAGGCUGCCUCCUUGCAACUGGCUCAACUCAAAGCCCAGCUCGCAAUCACGCAGAUAAACCACGUUUUCUUUUUUCGGUGGCCGAACUGCAACCUUGACAACCAACUCCAACACAUCUACUCCCUACCCGCAACACCCCCCUCCCCUACUGCUGCGGCCAUUCAUCUCCUCAACCUUCUGAAGAUUGCGAACACCAUGUCUCAUCCCCUGUAUAACCCCUAUGCUUCUUCAAACCAAAGAUCCACCCAGGGGCAAUAUGGACUCCCCGGUGUACAGGCAGAGAGAGACCCUCGAAGGGCAUCCCCUCAUAUGGGGCCCGGCUCUUCUGGAGCUUCUUCUGGGACUUCCGCCAACUCUGGGGGGAUGCUUCCAUCCAUGGGUCCCCAGUCAAUGAACUACAGGCCUGAACGUGGUAGGCCCACAAUCGAUGAGGACAUAGAGAGGUCCAUAGACAUGCAUAUUAGCAGAGCCAGAGAGGAGGUGAGGCUUCUCGGCACACCAAUGCAGCAGCCUACAGGUCAAGGCACUUACUUCAACUCUCAAAGGGAUCAGUUGCUCUCCUCAGGCACAGGGGGGACCUCCUACUCGAUGUCUUCAACCUCGGCCUCUCUCGGACAUAUGGCUAGACAUUCAAAAGUUGAAAGUGGCAGUGGUUCUUUGGACUUGUCGGACUACAAGAGACCCACUGCUGAUGACCCCUCUAAAUUUUUUUCAUCAUCCACUUCUUCAUCCUGCUAUGCAAAUAGUGGUGACUGUAGGUUUAAUACCUCCAGUGGAAGAGAACGUGAGGUGUCCAUUCCAGGUUUAGGGGAUUAUGACCAUCCAGUGCCAGACAAACCUGCAGCCCCUACAGAGCCCAGCCGUCCCAAAUACACCUCAGAAUCAGCUGCCAACAUCCUUCUGCACUUUGGACUUGAAAAAGAGGACUUGGAACAUCUCAUUGCCUACCCUGAAGACCAGAUGACACCUGCUAACCUGCCAUUUAUUUUGCGCCAACUCCGCAUUCAGAAGGCCAAGAGGGCUUCAACUGCAGGUCAGUCAAAACCACAUCCUGAACCCCCACCCACCAGAAGCAUAAGUGGAAUGGACAGUUUUAGUAGUUCUGGAGGGGCAGGAAUACGCCAGGAGGAGACAUCAUCUUCUAUUCUCCAGCCAAGUAAAGUGAUUGACUAUGGACAUAGAGGCAAAUAUGCUGGAGGAGUUGGAGAUGAGAUUGGAAGGACCAGUGGCAGUAGACCUAAUAGUGGUGGGAUGAAGGACACUUUUGAAAGUGGCAGCCACAGUUGGGACCCACUGCAAAAAACUACAGUAGCAGCAAGAAGCAGUACUGUGGGUUCUUCCCAUGAUCAGGCGAGUUCUCUUACCAGUCUGAGCUCUUCAUACAGUUCAAUACUAAGCUCUAUGGCCUCCUCAAGCAAUGACCCAAGCAAACGAUUGCAGACCCAACAAAACCAGACUCCUCAAGAAACCCUCAGCUCUUUCUCUCUCCCAAAGAAAGAUACUGACAUCAGAAUUUUCAAGACUGAACCCUCCAAACCUGUUCCUUUGAAAGAACCAGAGGUCAACCAACACCCUAAGCCAAAAACUCAAACAUCCUGCACUCUGCUCCGCGGUGUGCAUCCCAGCCGACCUGGCCUUGUAGUCAUUGGCAGUAAUGACCGCAGUGGCACUAAGGAUGAGCAUAAAACUGAAGUACAAGGUUCAGCUGCUGCUGAACAGAUAAAAAAGCAGCAGCAGUUACAGUCAGUGCAGCAGCGACAGCAGGCACAGACUCAGCAGCAACAGCAGACACUGAAGCAGCAGGCGCAGAAACAACAGACGCAGACACAGCAGCAACAAACAGCGCUGAAACCAGCAAUAUCACAUUCGCAGAUGGGGCAGACAGUAUGGCCAACAGUUCUGUCUGCAGCAAAACCAGUUCCAACAGUUCCCAUUGUUUCUCAUAUCCCCAGCAUCACUGAUGUCGUGAGGCGUCCAUUGUUUAACCCCACCCCCCACCAUCGAACUGUUAUGGUUCCUCCUGGAUCACUGCAGCCAAUGCCAAUGAACUUUGUUCAUACAACGCUGCCACCCACCAACUCACAGCCUCCAGCAAAGGUGACAGUUUCCAAGGGUUUACCAACGCCAGCCAUGAUGCAUGACUACGCUGCAGCCUCGCCCAGAAUCUUUCCACAUACCUGUGUUCUCUGUAACAAAGAAUGUACUCAUAUGAAGGAUUGGAUCUGUCACCAGAACACUAGCCUUCACCUUGAGAGCUGUAAACUCCUCCGCAGACAAUACCCACAGUGGGAUGGUGAGGUAGCUGUCGGGCCAAGAGUUGCAAGCAAAGACAUCAAGCCCUCUCCCUCAACCUCUGCACAUACUACCCAAUAUCGUCGCCAGAAAACCAGGCAUGGCAGUCGCUCCCACUCUCGCUCCCGCUCUCGCUCCUCAAGUCCAUGGCGUAGCCAUGGCUCAGAUGGUAGAAGGGAGAAACACAGGAGCCGAUCACGAUCACCGCGCAGUUCCAGAUACGCUCACAGGUCCCGGUCUGAUUCACACCAUCGUUCUCGCUCCAGUUCCCCUUCGUCUUCACCCCACCGCCAUCGCUCACGUUCAAGAAGCCCUGAGAGACGAUCAUCACCACGAAAAGGCUACGAAAGACGAUCGCCAAGGAGGAGUGAUGAGAGACGAGUAUCACCAAGGAGAAGCCGUGAGAGACGAUCGUCACCAACAAGAAUCCACAACAGGCGAUCACCCCCGAUGAGGACCCAGGAGAGACGAUCUCCACCACUGAGGAGUGACGGCAGACGAUUGUCACCAAGGAGGAGCCCAGAAAGACGGUUGUCACCAAGGAGGAGCCCGGCACGACGGUUGUCACCAACGAGGAGUCAUGAAAAACGAUCGUCCCCAACAAGGACACAUGAGAGAAGAACAUCUAACAUCACCCCUGACAGGUCAUCCACCCAGCGAAAGAAGUCAAGCGCAGCAGACAGACUGGCUAAGAAACUGCUGGAAACAUCAGGUGUCCAAUCCCUGUCAGACCAGUCUGAUCUUGAGGCUGUGGUUAAAAGUCUGGCUCCUGCCUUAAUGGCUGAGCUGAAAAAGAUGAAUUCCUCCCCCUCUACUUCCAAAGGAGGAAAACGCCCCUCACCUCCACCCUCUACAAGCGGAAAGAAAUCAUCCUCUGCUGCUGCCUCUUCCUCAUCCUCCUGUUCUAUAGCAAAGAAAGAGUUGACUAAAGCGAAUUUCAGCCUGCUCAAGAGUGAGAGUAGUACCUCUGCAAAGGCUAAGGCUGGUAAAUCCUAUCCUCCAUCUAUGGUGAUACUAGAAAAUGUUCAUAGUUCCAUCUCCCACGAUGAGGUAGUCACUUCUAUGGAGCACUUUGGAAAAACAAAAUCGGUUUUAUUGUAUCGUAAAGUGCAGGAGGCAUGUGUGUGUUUUGAGAAAGAGGAAGAUGCUCAGAAAUUGAAGAGCACAAAGAACCUCACCAUAAAAGGCAUUCAAGUCUGUGUUUUCAAACAGAAGGUGACUGUUUCUAAGGAGCAAAUGAAGCCCCUUCAGAGAAAACCUGCCACAUCCAGUGUCUCCCCACUUCAAACCACUAAAUCCACCACAAGCACCACCAGAAAAGCAUUCCUUCCUACACCUAAGAGGCCUCUGCUUACAGUGCCUAAUAAGAAGAUUGCUGCCAAAGGUCAGGCAACUGUCACUAAAGCAAAAGUCUUGGUUUCCAAGGCAAAAAAUGUCUCAACAAAGCAGAUUGCCAAAAAAGUAAAACCAAGCAAAGUAGCUGCAAAGGGAGCUGUGACAAAAGUGUUGGUAAAACAAAAGCCUGUGGUUCCAAAAAAUCCAUCUGAUGGUACUGUCUCUAAUCAAACAAUUGCACCUGAAACCACUGUUAAAGAAACAGCGGUGGUGCCAAAAGAAAAGGAAGAAGGAAUGGCAACAAAGCCCCAAAGUAUACCAUCCAAAUCUACAGCUGAAGUAAAGACUUCUAAGCCGGAAGAUUCUGAUACCAGAAUUCAACAAUCUGCAAAACCAUCUGAUGGUUGUGUUGCUAAUCAGAAAAUUGCACCUGAAAAAUCUGAAAUCACUGUUAAAGAAACAGCAGUGGUGCCAAAAGAAACAGCUGAGGUUGAUAAAUCAACAAGUACAUCUGUUGCUAAAUCAAGUAAAGGCACCAAAAUGGUCACUGAAGAGAAGGUCUCUGCUUCCAAGGUGGAAACAGCCUCAUCUAUGCAGAAACCCAAAACUCCACCAGGCAAAUUGACUGCUGCAGGAGCCAUGACCAAUGAAAAGGAAGAAGGAAUGGCAACAAAGCCCCAAAGUAUACCAUCCAAAUCUACAGCUUCAGAAGAUCACCAUGUAGUACAGACUUCUAAGCUGAAAGAGUCUGAUACCAGGAUUCAACAAUCUGUGAAACCUGCAGCAGAUGUUGUUCAAAUGGAAAAUAUGACAGUUUCUGAACCUAAUCACCAAGCAGAACUUUCCAAAGGUGAUGUUGAAGCAAAAGAGGUUAAAGACACUGAACCAAUGGAGCUUGGGCAAACAGGAGUGAAAGUGACCGAGCCCAUGGAAGUUGAGGGCAACAGUGAAAAACCAAUGGCUACAGAGGCUGUACCUGAAAUUCCAGCAGCCAGAUCCAUUGAGAGUCAACCACUUACCAGUAUUGUUGAGACUCAGCCAGAUGUUUCUAUACCAAUACCUCCUCUAGAUAAUACUCCUAGAUCAUGUGGAGACACCAAAACUCAGACCCCACAAACCACCAUCAAAACUUCAGAAAGCUCUGUCACGGCGUCUCUAGCGUUCCAGCAGAACACCUCGCCAGAACCAGAGUCCACUAGACAAGAGCUUGAGACAAAAACAGACACUUCACACAUGGACAGGCAGGUGGCAGGAAGCCCACUUAUAGCUGCUGUGGAGACAAUGUUAACAGAUGGACACAAAACAAUGCAAAAAGAUUCUGUUACUGCAGUGAAGACAGAAAUGAAUUCCGCUUCAGACAAAGUUGCCUGCAGUACCUCGACUGAGGCGGCCACAUCUGUGACAACUGCAUCAACAGCUGCAGCAGCGAAAGAGCAGCAAGCAACGUCGUCCACGCCUUAUGCAGCUGCAGCCACACAACUGACUGUUGGGGAUAUGGCUGAAAAACACCUGCUUAAAAACAGAAUAAAUUGCCUCAGUAGAAAAACCUGCUUCUCACCACGUUUUUUCAAAUGUUCAAAGAAGCAGUUGCUCAUAACCGACCUGCCUAAAUAUCACGAUGGCUGCUACACUGAGGCGGACCUCACCCAGGCGCUCCUGCCUUUUGGAUUUCGUUAUGAUGAAUCCACCAUCCAUGUUUUUCCUCAGGCAUGCAUGGCUUUUGUCACGAUGCCAUCACCAAAAAAUGCACUGGAUGUGAUUAUAGCCACCAAACGGCGGUCUUUAAUUUUCAAGGAAGCUUCAAUUAGUGUGAAUGUCUUGGCCAAUUGCAUCCCAGGGACAAGGCUUGGGCUUUAUAAAUCAGUUAUGAAGCUGAUGAAUUCUCCUUCGGCUGAUAACGGAGAGAGGACUAUCUUCAUCCUCAACAUUUCUUCAUCUGAGGCCCGGAACCUCAGAGAAGCUUUGAAAAAAAUUGAUUCUGUCAAAAAUUACCUGCUUCUUCUCAACAAGGUGUAUGUAGAAUUUGAGUCAAAUCGGGAUGCAGAUCGGUUAGGAAUUUGGUACAGCCUCCUGAAAGAACCUCCUGGCUAUGAAAUCUACAGGCUGAAAGCGCCACACAGUGCAUCAAGUGUCUGCACAUCAGUCCGGCCAAGGCUUCCUGAGAAAGCUCUGCCGGACAGCAACAAAAUUGUUGCCAGGGCAACUAUCCCAACAACAAUGCAUGGGGUUCCCCAGGGUAGCGUUUCACCAUUUUGGGUCACUUUGAAAACGAGUCCCUUUCUGUUCCCUACCACGUCUCCUUGGUUCACCAUCCCCGAUUACCAUACAGUCAAAGUAAUGGAAGACUUUGAGAAGGCCAACAGUCUGGGUUACAUAUUCCCAACAAUCAUGUUGACUGGAUUGCCAGAAGACUACUACAGACACGAGGACGUCGCCAAGCUGGUCUGGCCAUAUUUUACAAAGCGGAACCUUCACACCAUGUACUACAACAUCAUAGUCCUCCCGCUACAGAGGAGGGCCUUUGUGUAUUUCGAGCAUAUGAAGGCGUGCAAUGAUUUUGUCCGAGACCAGAUACAAAAUCCGGUUUCUGUCGGUGGCUACAGAGUCUUCGCUCACUUCCUCCAGGAAGACAUGUAUCCUGCAUCCACAGAGGAGGACAUGUACCACACCAUGAUGAAACUGAACAACAUUUGCGGUCCAGACCCAGAGUCUCUGGCGGAGCGGUUGCUGUGUGUGGAGACCUCUCGGACGACUCAUGACGUCAUUUUAGCAGUUAUGGAAGUGGUGGCAUCGUGUGCUCCUAUUGUCAGCUUCCUGCCGCUGGGCAACAGGAUAUGCAUUGAGAUGGUGCACUCCCGUGGUCUAACGCAGGUGUUGGAGAAACAAGUCAGGUUCUCACAGACCUGCCCGAGUAAUCCAAUUUGGAGUAAAAUUCAGCAUUUUGAAUCUGUGAAGAGCCUGAAACAGCGUCUUCAAGAUUCCAGUGAGACCACAAUAAACCUCAAUGUGGACCCACCCAUUGUGAAAUAUCAAACCCAACCUACUUCUACACUUAUGAAUGAUGGGUCUCAACUUUCUCUGACUAUGAGUAGCCCUGCGUCUGCUAAACUAGUAGACUCUGCUGGAUCCACCAUUUCCUCAUUGGUCUCAGAGGAACCAAGCACUACCACUGUAAGUGACAUUGCAAUGAAGGAGGAGGAUAAGGAACCAGAAACUGAGAUUGCAGUGGACUCCUCUGUUGGUCCUAAGUCAAAUGAAGAAGUAGAGAAAAUAGAAAUAAACAAGGAGGAGGAGGGGUCACCAAUGACGACAGUGUCUACCGAUGAUGUGAACCCUACCUCUGCAAUUGACAGUGGAAAGCCGGACACCGCUGAUUUCAGCCCUGGCUCCUCAACCAAAGAGGUCAUGCCUUCAGAAAACGUUGCAGAACUUCCUCAUAUUGACGCAGAAACUUUCAAGGUUCUGACAGCAGCAGUUCGGCUGCACAGACUCACACUGGAGAGCAGAUGGCAGAUCAAGGAGAAGGAGCAGAGUCCAAGCAGAAGCGACACAAGCUCAAAGGAUGAGGACACAUCUGAAGAAAAGGGUCAAGAUGAAUUUACAGAUGAUACCAUUUCUUCAGAUGCUAACCAGUUUGAUGAGCUAUCAUGGAUGAACAUGGAUGACUUUGUCACUGUUGAUGAAGUUGGUGAUGACGUGAGAGACACAUGCCCCAACCCACAAAUCUCAGCCAAAUCCGCUUCCACAUCCAAACAGUCCUCUAGAGCAAAAAGUGAAAGACAACGCUCUGAUAUGUCAUCUACUGCCAAACGGACUUCAGCAAGGUCCUCAAAAGACUCAGCCUAUUCCUCAUCCUCUUCAUACUACUCAUCCAGGUCAACUAGAGACGCCUCAAAAAGCAGCCCGUCCUCAAGCUCUUCCUUUGCGUCGCCAAAAAAGUCAAAAGGCUCAUCUGAGCCCACCACAUCCCCUGCUAAACCCUCGUCCUCUGGUAAUGUCAGUAAGGCCUCUUCUUCUUCUUCUUCUUCACUGUCUGCUGAAACCCUCUCCUCCCCUGUUCAGAAAACACAACAGGGAAAGGCAAAAUCGCCAGCAGCAUCAAGCACUACUUCCCCGAGCACCAGGACACGGACGUCUUCGGCUGCACAUGAAAGGGAAAAGAUAACAGCAGCAGUGACUGUCGAGUUAUCAGAAGAGAAUUGUCUGGAACCACUUAGAGGAGAAGCCAAAGCUGCAGAGAGAGCAGUGGCAAAAUCUGACCACAAAGUGUCAGCAGAGGGAACUCCUGCAAAAACUGUUGAGUCAGAGAUAAAAAUAGAAACCUCAUCAGAGAUGCAUCCACCUCCACAAGGACCAGCGUUAGACUUGACAAGCCAAGCCCAGAAAGGCUCACCUUUCAUCGGGAAGGAUCCUCAAUGUCUGGAGAUUGAUUUUAAUGAUGACACACUGAAAGACCUGAAGACAAUUAAAGAGGGAGAGAAGGAAGGUUAUGUUGAAAAACAUACAGAAGAGGAGGAGGAGGAGGAGGAGGAGGAGGAAGAUGAACAGUAUGAAAUCCUCGAUUCACUUGAUGACCAAGCAGAUGAACAAAUGGAUGAUGGGGACCAAGAUGGAAGCUGUAAAACCCAGCUAACUGGACCUGAGGAAGGCCAGACUUUGCAAGAGGAAAGCUAUCAGGUCUUAGACAGUGUCAACGAUGAAGUGAAAGCCUACCCAGAGGAGUAUAGUGAAUUGGAAAUGGACGAUUCUUUCCAAGUGCUAGACAGUGUUACUGAAGACCAAGCAGCUACAGGUCAAGAGGACAGUCACCUGGUUGAAGAUGACGAUUCCACAGUAAAACCGCCAUCUGAGGAAGAUGUGACUCCAGUAGUCGACAAAUCAGAUGUUACAUCUGCAAUUAAAAAUGAGGCAAAUAACGAAGGAAAUAUCCAAGUUUUGGAUACAGAGAACAAACAACCUCUAAAAGGCAGCGGAGAUGGACUGAAGAGAAAAGAGGAAGAGGUCAAAAGCAAAAUGCUUUCAGCAGAAUUCUCCAAAGUUUCCAAAGAGGAUGAAAGUCCUGAUGGCCAAAUCAUAAAUAAAGACCAUGACAACAAAGACACUUUCAAAGACCAUGACAGUGAUGUUACUGAACAUGAAACCUUUGAGAUAUUGGAUUCAAUUGAUGAUCAAAUGGCAACAGACGAUGACAGACAAAAACUUAGCCCACUCAUGGCCGAUAUGCCUGAAAUGUGUAGUGACCAGAUAUCUAAAGAAGACAUAGAAGAAGAGGAAGAUGCAUAUAAGGUGAUUGAUUCUGUGGAAGAUCAACCAACGACUACUGAGACAGAGUCAGAGAUUGACUACGAGGACAGAAGAACCACAAAAGUGAAAACAACUCCUCAAAAGGAUGAGAAACCAACAAGGAGUGGCCUCACAACCAGAUCAUCCAAAAAAGAAGAGAGGGAGAAGUCACCAAAGAAACAUGAUAAGCCGGUUAGAAAGUAUGAAACGAGAACAAGGAAGGACACCACUACAGGAGCUUCUAAAAAUGACAAAAACCUCAGAGAAACCCCUGAGGAGAUAGUGUAUGAGAUUGUAGAUUCAGUUGAAGAUGAACCAAUUCAAGAUGUCUCCAGUGCUCCUCCUUCUGGUAGAAGAAGGAGUGCAAGAGGAAAGAAAGAGGAUAAACUGACACAGAAUCUCACAGAAGUGUCUGGAAAACCAGACAGAGAUGAGGAGGUGACAUAUGAGAUUUUAGAUUCUGUGGAGGAUGACACUGCCAAAGAUGAACCGAUAAUCACAACAAGAUCUACCAGAGGAAAAAGGGAAAGAACAACUAAGACAAAUACUUUCAAAGAGGACACACCAACAAGAAGGAGGCACACUCCUGCCAGAGAUUCACAGGAACAAACACCAAUGAAAGAAGAGAGAAUGCCUCUAAAAGAGAAUACAACAACAAAGAAAAGUGACACUGUCAUGAAAGAGGUAAGUGAGGAGGAGACUACCUAUGAAAUUGUAGACUCUGUAGAGGACGAGGUUGUUAAGGAUGAUCCACCCGCUACAGGAAGAAAAGGAAAAAGGGGAAGACCAAAGAAAGAGGUUAAAAAGGCAUUAUCAAAGAAGGCUGAUAAAGAUUCAUCUGAAAAAGCAUCAGAAGAAGAGGCCACAUACGAGAUUUUGGAUUCUGUAGAGGACGAGGUGACUGAUGAUCAGCUCCUCACAGACCAGUCUGAGAAUGCAAGAAAGGAGACAAUUGAAAAAAACUGCAGAAAAUCACCAAGAAAUGAGGACGAGGAGGACGAACCUAUGUAUCAGAUAGUAGAUUCUUUGGAAGAUGAUCAAGUUCAAGAGGAGCUGUCGACUAUAGAGGAGCCCGAUAAAGGGAGCAUGGAAAAAAGUGAGGCAGACGAUAAAACUUGCCCAAACGGGGAAGGAAAAACUGCAAAAGAUGACAUAUCAACACAUUCUACUGCUGCAGCAGAGGAGUCCGAACUAGUGGUUGUCAAGGAAGCGACUCCAUAUCAGAUAGUUGAUGAUUUAGGGAAGGUAAAUGAUGAUCCAUCUGCUGCAGAAGAGAAGUUGAAGCAGGAAAGUACACCUAAAAAAAACAAAUCUCCAACAAAGACCCAAAGGAAUGGGGAAAAGGUGACUCAUCAGAAAUCACCCAAGAAAUUUCAUGCAACAGCUGCCGCCAGUGCUUUACUGAACCUGGACGAAGUAAGCGAGGAAGAGGAGGAUUACCCCGAUGACACAGCCGAGGAGGAAGACGUGAGGAAAAGGCAAGCAAAAGAGAAGCAGCUCGAUGAAGUAAGUGAAGAAGAGGAGGAUUAUCCCGAUGACUCGGCUGAAGAGGAAGAAGUGAGGAGAAGGCAAGCGGCUGCAAAAGAGAAGCAUCUCGCUAAACAGCACGAAGAAAGGAAGACCAGGGAAACGGAGGAGAGGGAGCGUAGGAGCCGGAGCAGCAGCAGAGAAGCACGAGGAGGCACAAGGAGGACGAAGGAGAGGGGGAAGGAAAAGGAGGAGACAGUAGAGGUAGACACCAAAGAGCUGGUAACUCUGGAUGAGGUGGGAGCAGAUGAGGCCUUAGAGGAAAGAGUACCGGAGAGCCAAGAGGGCGAUGGAGAGAUCACAGAGGCGGAGCUGCAGGCGUUGGUCACUCUGGAUGAGAUUGUAGAGGAAGAGGAGGAGGGAAAGGCAGAGCAAAAGACAGCAGAGUCCCAUCCAGCCAACCUGGAGGAUGAAUCAGUGGACUCCUUAAACCCAGAGACUUUGGUGACUUUAGAUGAAGCCGGCGAUGAGGAGGACAAGAAGGCGAAUGAAGAGAAAGCUGUGGAAACCUCAAGAUCUGCGAAACGCAAGCACGAUGAAGACACAGAGGAAAAUGUGAACUUUGUAACAGUGGACGAGGUGGGAGAGAUUGAAGAGGAGGAGGAAAAGGAAGCAGUAACAACAAGGACAGGAAGCAGAGCCAAGAAGAGAACCAGACAGGCUCCUGUGAGAAAAUCUACUAGAGGUAAAAAAGUGAGCGAAAAAGAGGAAGAAAAAGAAGAAGGAAAGGAACCGACUGGCACUGAUGCUUCACCUCCUGCUUCACUUGACGCCUCCUCGACAUCAGACAAACCGCCUUCGACUGACAGCCAGGUGGAGAUUCAGAAGACCGAUGUGGAAGAAGAGAUCAAAGCUGUGUCUGCUGGGCCUGAGCUGAAACUGGAGCCUCCUCAGGACCAGAACCUGGAAGGAGUUGUGAGUAAACGGAAGAGCGAUCUCGUCGGACCUGAAGCGAAGCGAUCUCGUUCUCAGUCUCCUUGUGUCCCAGCUGACUUCAAACUGCCACCAUUCACACCAAACAACCCCCUUGGUCAGGAGUUUGUGGUCCCUAAAUCAGGGUAUUACUGUAACCUCUGCUCUGUUUUCUACCUGAAUGAGACGACAGCGAGGGACGUCCACUGCAGCAGCCAGAAACACUACGACAACCUGCAGAAACAUUAUCAGAAGCUUCAAGUGAAACCAUCAAGAACUUCGAAAAGCUGAACAAGUGAAAUGUUUGCAGCUUCAUGAACCUCUAUGGACUGAUUUAUAUAUCAUUACUGUUUUGAGCCUUUCUUUCAUGUAAAUGUUGUUGAUAUAUGUAUAUUUUAUGAAUCGCCCCACCGGGAUUCAAACGCUAGGGUUCUUGUGCCUUUCUUUGCACAGUUAUGUUGCAUAAUUAUUUUUUUAAAACAGUGAAAAUACUUUUUAAAGGCACUACAUGUUACUCCCUUUUUAAGUUUAGACACGUUAAGGAGCAGAAUCUAAGCUUGCAAUAGAUUUGUUUCUGUGCUUUUAUGGUACAAAACAGAAAGAGGGCGCUGUUCCUCCAGGUCAAAUUGAGAUAUCAGUUUCUGUUCUGACAGCACAAAGCUUGGGAAAACUGUUUGUUUAACCUCUUGUCAAGAUGUCAAAAGAGGAAGUAGUGUUACUGAUGGGAAAUGUGGUCUGUUGCACACAGAAAGGAAGCUAAAUUUAAUUUGAAAAUAGUUUCCCAUUGUGUUUGUCAUACACUAAAAAUCAUAGAUAUCAGAAUCUGGUAUCUCUAACACUACAAAAUCAAGCAGAAAAUGCCUCUUAUACUGCUCUGUAAUUAUUAUUUUGAGUUACUUAACAUGUAGUUCAAUGUAAAAACAUAAAAGGUGGCAGACAAAGAAAGGUCACUUUUUUUAUUUAGUAUUCACAUUUCAUUUUCUCUUUUGAGUGUCAUUUCUGUAAACGAGGGUCCAAUAUGUUGAUGUAUAGAACAUGAUACUAUGAUACAGUAAU
This is a messenger RNA of Scomber japonicus (chub mackerel), 12666 nucleotides long. RefSeq lists its product as uncharacterized. The transcript is spliced from 36 exons. Gene Ontology annotation, molecular function: zinc ion binding; nucleic acid binding. The coding region runs from base 1 to 11901 and encodes 3966 amino acids. The record is from RefSeq and is a predicted model, not a curated record. Gene Ontology annotation, cellular component: nucleus. NCBI's taxonomy places the organism in Eukaryota, Metazoa, Chordata, Actinopteri, Scombriformes, Scombridae.